Molecule: messenger RNA, 3619 nt
Organism: Girardinichthys multiradiatus
Lineage: Eukaryota; Metazoa; Chordata; Actinopteri; Cyprinodontiformes; Goodeidae
Gene: nlrc3l
Product: NLR family, CARD domain containing 3-like
Exons: 13
Coding region: 245-2602 (785 amino acids)
Source: RefSeq, a predicted model, not a curated record
GGAAUAUGAGCAAGUAAAAGUUGGAGAGAAUCCUGGUAUUUGACAGGUUUUUUUUUUACUUUCAACCUGUUGUGUUUUUAUUAUUUAAUAGGGCCACGGUAGCGCUGCUCGGUGGUAAUUUAACUAAGGCAGAGAGGUUUCCUGGAUGUGAAGGAAGCUAACCAGGCGAAGACAGUUUCGUUUUCGAUUCGUCUUGAAGUCUCCGUCUGAAUAGUUUUUUUUUUUUUUUUCCUAACCAAGAAGCAUGGCCUCAGAAAACAACCAAGCAGCAGGAAGCGAUGUGGAAGAGGAGGAGAAGUACAAGAAACCCCCCUCCAGUUAUGGUUCGAUGAAGAGCGACAGUGAUGAGAUGGGGGAGAAGGAGGACUAUGAGGAGGAAGGAGGAGGAGGUGAAAUGGUGUUUUUAGCACCACCAGAUCCUCUCGUUAUUCCAGUUGUUGGGCUCUACGUGGACCAGCUCCACUCCACUCAGCCCAUUUUGCCUCAGAUGAUGCCGUCCCAGUAUACAGAGACUCUCUGCACUGAAACCACGGAGCAGACCAAACCACCAGGCGCGAUGGUCAUUGAAACAGGCUCUUCAGAUAUAGAAGAUAUGACAGAAGAUGAACUGGAGGAUGAGGAUGAAAUGUUGGUAACAUGUUCUCCAGAACCUCCUGAGCCCCUUGAAAUGGAAGGUUUGACUCAGUCUGAUGAAAACAGCCAGCCAGGAAGACUGGACCCAGAACUGGAUCUGCCUCAUAUAUUCAAAACCAUCCAGAAUGUUCUAACCCGGCUCAGCAGUCAGGAGCUGUUCAAGUUUAAGAUGUGGUUUAACAAAUGGGAGCCCAUUAACCUCCUGCAGCAAGUCAUGGACGGAGAUCUUCUUGACUUUGUGGACAAAGUCAUUGAGCUUUAUGGUCUGGAUAAAGCCCUGUCAAAAACCAUAAGCACGCUUGAAAGCAUGGACAAGAAGGAGGAGGCAGAAGAACUGAAGCAAACGUGCCAGAAAGCAAUUUUUCAUUUUUACCUGAGAAGCACUUUAUUCCGAAAAUGCCAAGUCCUCCACGAGGGGGUGGCUCGAGCCGGAAAGCAAAAACUCCUGAAUGAGGUCUACGUGGAGCCUCAGAUUUCCACCUGUGGUUUUGGAGGAGUUGACCCCACUCAUGAGAUCUUAGCACAACCCCUGACACCCCUCCAAGUCCCUAGCGAGGACACGUUUGUUGCCUUGAACAACCUGUUCCGACUACAGAAAGAAGACGGCUCACCGGUGAGGACAGUAGUGACCAUGGGGGUUCCAGGAUCCGGGAUGUCUGUCUCCGUGGCAAAGUUCUCACUAGACUGGGCACAGCAGCAUGCCAAUAGGGAUCUGCAGUACAUCAUCAAACUUUCGUUCCAAGGUUUGCAUUAUUUGCGCAAUAGAAACAAUCCUCAAGAGGAAAUGUCCAUGGCUGCCGUAAUGAAAUAUUACCACGCUCCUUUGAAUGAUCUUAAGUUGCUGGAGGAAGAAAACUCCAGAUUUCUCAUCAUAAUGGAUUGUUUUGAUUGCUACCAGGAGACUCUGGACUGGCAGAACACUCCGGUGAUAAAUGACAACCAAACCAAAGCACCUAUAGAUGCCCUGGUUGUUAACAUCAUCCGAGGGACCUUGCUUCGUGGUGCGUGCGUCUGGAUCCUGGGAAGGCGAGCAGCGGUCUCACAGAUACCGUCUGAGUUUAUAGAUGCCGUCACUGAGCUGCAGGGUUUUACUGAUGAGAUGAAAGACGAGUAUCUGACCAAACGCUUUCCUGAUGCCAAUCUGGCGACAAACAUUGUGAGACAUUACAAGCAUGUGCCGAUGAUUCGGAUUCUUGCCCGCCAUCCGUUUUUCUGCUGGAUGGUGGCCAAAUUAUUCAGCGGCAGCUUCCAGUAUCAGGGCUAUGGGGCCAAUCAUCCCAGACUGACACCGUUUCUUAUCCACUAUAUGAUCAUUCAGACCAAUCGGAGGCUAAGGUUCUACUACAAAAAGAAAGACAAUGAGCUGAGAUGGACCGACACAGAGAAGCAGUUGCUGACGAGGUUGGGGAAGAUGGCCUUCAAGAUGCUGGAGAUGAACACCUGCGUAUUCAUUGAAGAGGAUUUGAAGGAGGUUGAUCUGCAGCUGACCGAGGUGGUGAUAUUCUCAGGCUUGUGCACUGAGCUCAAUCCUGCAGCCUUCUCUGGUAGAAGGACGUUCUGCUUCUCUCACUUCACCAUUCAGGAGUUCAUGGCUGCUCUCUACAUCUUCUUGAUGUUCUACAUUGAAUCUAGGAACGUUCUGGAUACUGGCUUCUGGCAGAUGCCCAAGUUCCUCUCAUCCAGAAACAACAGCAAAUCAGCUGCAGGCCUUGUGCAGUGCGCUGUGGAUCGGACGCUGAGCUCCCAGCUGGGACGCUAUGACAUGUUCCUACGUUACCUGUGUGGCUUGCUUUCCCCACACUGCCACUACAGCCUGCUCAGAGGCUUCCUGUAUUCACACAACACCCCAAAGGUGGAGGGACUGGCUGAGGUGCAGCAGCUGCUCGAGCAGUCCGCCCAGACCGCUCCUGAAGAUAGGGUGAUGAACUUGCAUGAGUGCCUUAGAGAGAUGACCCAGGAAGAUGACUGAGCUGAGAGUAACACAUAUAAUUUGAUUUCAAUAAGAAAUUAUAUAAAAACAGGAUGUUGGAAAUUAAGGACAAUGACAUUGAUGGCAAAAAUUAAAGCACUUCUUGUUUUUGUUGGCAUGAAACAAAAAUACUGAAGUUCUUCAGGUGCACCUAACUGCAUAAAAAAACCUACUCAGAGCACCUGCUUUUUUGUCUAAUUGUUGCCAUUUUUCAUUUCAGUCUGGUGCUAACAUAUUUAUUUCAAAUCAUUUUUAUCAACAUCUUUAUAAAAGGUUUCCUGCACACUGAGUGAAAUUACACUGUGACUAAAGCACUGGAUAUAGAUGGGACAGAUACAAACUGAACAAACCUUUGAGUGUUUGCAGAUCGUAGAAAAUUGGGCUUUUCUCCCGAUGGUUGAUUAGCGCUGAUAAAAUCCAAACACAAUAUUUACAAGUUCCUCUAAGCAUACUAAGGACUUGUCAACCGAGGACCGUACCGAUCAUGGAAGUUCAUUUUGAGUGUCCACAUGAGGGUCAAUUUAACAUCAUGUAGAUUUUUGGUUUCAAUUCCUAACAUUUCAGUUCUGUAUUGCCUGGCAGAAUACAUAAUAUGAAACAUGUCAAAUAAUGCAUCCAUUGCAACAUAAAUAGGACUUGCAGCCAUGGCUCAUUUGCAGGCUCCAUCAUUUGGACUUUUGACCAAAGCUACACAUCUAAACUAACAAAAGUUGGUAACCGUGUGAGAAAGUAUUCACAAAUAACAGAACUCCCAGCAUUGUUUUUUGGUCUUCUUCCCUAUGUUUUUCUAAAGUUUAAACAUGGAUAAAUAUCAAAUUAUUCUUUUUUAUAUAUUUUGUUCAGCUUUUACUUGUGUGCAGAGUUCAGAAACUGCAUAUGUUCAGCCCUUGUGUUCAUCAGUACGACAUACAUUUUGUAUCAGCAGUUUUAGAUUUGUUUUGUGUGUUUUUUUGCCCUAUUUUUAGCUUUUUGUUGAGUUACAAUGGAAAAAAUACUUCUAUAAAGACAUAUUGCGUA